AUGCAAUCGUCGAAAGUACGGCGGAAAGUGGGUCCCGCAACCUCCGGAGCCGGUGUAGACUCGGCGGAGAAGCUUGAUGAACUCCUGAUAUCGUCUGCGAUUUGUAACGGCAAGGAUUUGGGACCGUUUGUGCGGAAAACGUUCGGUACGGGAAAACUGGAGACUCUUCUUCAGCAUCUCAAGUUCUUCGCGCGAUCUAAGGAAUCGGAGAUCGAGGAGGUGUGUAAGGCUCACUAUCAGGAGUUUAUCCACGCCGUAGACGAUCUCAAGUCGCUUCUCUCAGAUGUUGAAUCUCUCAAAUCUGCGCUAUCCGAUUCGAAUUCUAAACUCCAGUCCGUCGCAGGGCCGCUUCUCUCGACUCUCGAUUCGCUUGUUGAGGCGCAGGUGUGUCGAAGAACGUCGAUCUGGCGGUUGGAGCCGUGA
Molecule: messenger RNA, 423 nt
Organism: Microthlaspi erraticum
Lineage: Eukaryota; Viridiplantae; Streptophyta; Magnoliopsida; Brassicales; Brassicaceae
Source: the annotation of a GenBank genome assembly